GUCUCCAGAUUCUUAGUUCCUUCCACCACCCCAUUUCAAACAUCUCCACGCAGCACCACUUCAUCUCCAGCUUUCCCAGGGAGUUGUUGCUCCAACCCCCGCACAUCCUGAUGCAUCCACAACUGAAACGCCAAGCUGUCCUUGGGGAUAUACCACAGUAGAGUUUUCCACUAUGCGGUCACCCGGAUCUACCGCGGACUGCGCUGAGGAUCGCCGCCAUUCCGACGCGGCAGGAGCGGCUGACGCUUCGGGACCGGAAGCCAUGGAUCAGAGCGGCGUUAAUCGCGACGCCGCAUAUAGAAACGACGAAUCAGAAGACAUUCCCUCUCUUCGACGGGCCGCCGCGACGGCGAGCCCGACGAACGAAAACGAAGGAGAAAGCUCGAAAGAAAAAGACGGGACGAGUGCAAAACGGCCGCGGCGGAAGCAGCCAUUCCCGUACAAGCACCUGCUGCCGCGCGACGGCUACAACUGGGUCAAAUACGGACAAAAGCAGCUCUCCGGCGGGCUACACAUGAGGCACUACUUCCACUGCAUGCUCCGAAACACGGACGUCCGCUGCCCCGCUAAGCGCAUCGUCAACAUGAGCAAGUCCGAUUGCAAGGCGCCGCUCAAUAUCGAGUACAUCAACGAUCACAACCACCGCCCGAACCUCCGCGCCCCCAGCAACAGCCCCGGUUCGCGUCAGCAGGGCGGCAGCCUCAGCGCCGAGAUCUUGCUACAGCCUGGGUCAUCCGAAGCGCAGUUUACCCUCGGGUGUAGCAGCAGCGAUGGGAACAGGCGAGGCGAGGCUAUGGGCAGCGUUAAGAUGGAAAGUUAUGAUGCAGAUGCGUCUUUGCAAAACGGCGUGGUUGGCGGCGGCAGUGACGGCGAUUUUGACGCGCUGCGCAUGCUAACGGCCGGCGAUGGUAAUGAUUAUUCCGCGCUACGACAGACACUGGACGAAGCGAUUCGCAAGGCUGGUAACCGGGUGCACCAGCAGAGGAGCAGCGGCGGCAGCAGCAGCCACGUCAGCGGGCUCCAGGUCAGCAAGUUGCUGCAGAAUCUGGGGAGGCAGGAGAUUGGCGGACAGCUCAGCAGCAUGGUUGGCGGAAGCAGCAACCGCGGGGGAGGCGAUGGUAAUGCGGUCAGCAGCAUCGCCGGGGGCAACGGAAACACCGCUUUGGGUUCCCUGUGGCAGCGGCGAGUGGCGGGAGGACAGGCAGGAGCAGCAGCAGCAGCAGCCGCCGCCGUUGCCGCGUCCCUUGGUCUUGGUUCUGCUGGCCACAACCCGCCCACGUCGCUUAUGGCGGAUCCAGCGGCCUUCUCCUCGCCCUCCGGUCCCGGUUCCGAUUCUCAAAUAGCCUUCGCUGGGCAAUUAUUGUCGCUCCCUAUUCAAGUGUCUGAUGCGCUUGCAGGCAGCGGUAUAGGGGGAAUUAGUGGGGGUGGGCUAGGCGCGGAUGCCAUGAUGGGGUUGGGGGGGGCAGGGGGAGGAGGAGGAGUCGGGGGAGGAGGGGGAGGCGGAGGGAGAGAGGGCGGGGGGCAGAGAGAGGUUGGCGCGGGACCGCCGCAAAAGGGAUCCCUGGCGAAGGCGUCAGGCAGCUUCGAUUUCUCGAUGCAAGAGGAGCUGCUGCACUCAUUCCAAUACGAAACGCCCCCUUCUUCUGUGCUCCCUCGGUGGACCCCAUCGGAUCAACCAGUCUGCACCUCGCCCUUCUUCUCCUCCUCCCCCACCUCCCUCUCCCCCUCCGGGGUCACCCCGUACUCCUCCCCCCACUUCACUCCCCCCCGCCCGCUCUCCCCCAUCCCCUCCCCCAAGUCCCCCUACCUCUCCCCUCUCCCCGGUUCCCCCACAGCAGCAAACGCCAACCUGUCCAUAUUCUCCUCUCAUGCCGCCACCCUCGCUGCUCUCUCCACCCUGCAUUGCCAAGCUACCACCUCGCACUCCCCCUCCUUCGCCUCCCCCCCCGCCUCCUCGCAAGACUUCCCCCUCUCCCCGACCGCCUUCCCCUCCCCCCCCGCGUCCGCCCACGACUUCCCCAUAUCCCGCCCAGGCUUACCCCGGAGCGUCACUGAGGGCACUUCCAGCCCCUCCCCCCCUCUCAUGCACUCGGCACCCCCGCCGCCAUCGCUAGCAGAAGCCAUAGCCAUGCUCCAGAUGGCCUCUCUCUCCCCAAAUCACACCUCCCCCAGCAGCACCCGCGCUGCUUCCCCGCGCCCCUCCGGGGGGCUAGUCACCCUCCCGCACUCCGGUUUCGUCACUCCCCCUCACUCGGGUUUCGUCACCCCCCCUCAGUCCGGUUUCGUCACGCCCCCUCACUCCGGGUUCGUCACCCCGAAUAACCCCGGGUUCGCUCAGCCGAAUAACCCUCAAGCGCUGGCGGGAGGACUUGGAAUGGACGAGGGCAUGGCGCGCAAGCUGGGCAAUGCUCUCAACACCCUCUUCACGCGCAACCUCACCUCCUCCUCCCAUACCUCCCACCUCACGUCCUCCCCCCCGCCCAUCUCCCCCCGGUCCGCGCACAGCCACUCGUCCGCGUCCGCGUCCGCCAGCCCGUCCCUCUUCUCCCCUCGCUUCGCCUCGUCCGCUGUGGCUGCGGGCGGCGAUUUCAUGAUAAGCGCAGGGGCAGGUCAGGGAGUGGAUACUGGGGGGUAUGGUGCCCUGGCGCAGGCGUUUUUGAAUGACGAUUUUGCACAACAGUGGCAGCAACAGCAGCAGCAGGGGGAGCAGCAGGGGCAGGGACAGGGACAGGGACUGGGACUGGAGCAGGGGCAGGGGCAGGGGCAGGGGCAGCAGAUAGGGAUGCAGGAGCUGAUAGCGCAGGCGCAGCAGCAGCUAAAGCAGGAGCAGAUGGAAGAGCGAAAUGCUGGAGGUGGGGAACGGGGGGAGGGGGAGGGGGAGGGAGCGGAGGCAGAAGAGCCUCAAGAGCAGCGGCAUGGGCUACAGCCAUGGCAGUCACUGAUUCCGGACGACUGGGGGCUGAUGCAGGAGCAGUUGGAGGAACUAGCAGGGCAGCAGCAGCAGGAGGGGGACGGGGGAAACCAAGGGGAGGAGGCGGGGGUGGAGCUGCCAUGGAGCACACUAGAGUCCUUCACUCAUGAUCACAUGCAGCUCGUGACAGACCUGGAUUUGAGCGCGCAUCAGUUCAACUCGCAACACUUGAAUUUCCAGAGCAACCCGCGUGAUCCGCACCCCUCAAACCCCCAUCAGGACCACCACACUGAGAGCGGGUUCCAAAGGGAGAGCAAGAGCUCUCUGCUAGCGCAGGACAUUCUCCUGGCGCAAGCCCAGCUCAUCAGCCAGGCACACAAUCAGACACAACACCAGACACAGAACCAGGCUAAGAGCGACAUUUUUGUCGCUGGUGAGGCAUUGGGCCGAGGCGACGGGGUGUUCCCACCGAGAUCAGAGGCGUCGCCGAGCCCUGUGAGUGGCUUGCCGGCCCGCCACAUCAGCAAGAGCCGUUCCGCAUCAGCAGCUGUGGUGCUGGUGGCUGACGAGGACACGAGUAAUAUCUUCGUGGGAGGGACGCGGGACAUGACUCAUGGUCAGACCGCCUUCCCCACAAGCAGAACCGCCCCUGAAUCCGCCCCCUCUGCAAAUACAGCCUCCCCUGGUCGUAACCAGCUGAGGAGCUCCUCCCAGCAUCUGGUUCUGUCGCCGGACCAGCAAUUAGGGGUGGGGGUUGACCUGUUCGCUGCUGUUGCGGCUGCGUCUGGCUCUGCCUCUCAUGCUGCUGCUGCUGCUGCCUCAGCAGAUGGCUUUGCAGAAUAUGGCUUUGGAACCCCGUCUGCUCGUGCUCAGAAGGUUCUAGAUGAUUCAAGAUCGAAUAAUCUUGUGUUGGGAGUUGCUGCUGCUGCUGCUGGAGAUGCUGCUGCUGCUGCUGCUGCUGCUGCUGGUGAUGCUGCUGCUGAGGAUGCUGGUAUGGCUGGUUUUACCUGGGCUAAACUCCCUCCAGGAUCCGAUCCGAUGCAGCAUAUGGUGAUAUGCGAGGACAGUCUUGGUGGUAUACAAGUGGCCAUGCGCCCACGCUCCCCUAGCGACAUGUGACAACCUGCCUGCUUUGCUUUAGUAGUUACAUAAGUCAGAGCUGUUUUGGAUAGGUAAGAGGUCACGGGGGCCCUGUCAAUACAAUGUUUGACUUGUAUCAAGAGAGACAAGACUGGAGCAUAGGUGUGUUGUUGGUUCUCACGAAGCUUAGACAUGCUUCAGGUUAGAGCUUGUUCGUAGGACCCCUGUAUCAGGCGGUCUUCUCAGAUUCGUGUUCCACCACGCUCAACCGCAUCAAACCAACUCGC
Messenger RNA from Closterium sp. NIES-67, 4278 nucleotides. The record is from the annotation of a GenBank genome assembly. NCBI's taxonomy places the organism in Eukaryota, Viridiplantae, Streptophyta, Zygnematophyceae, Desmidiales, Closteriaceae.